ACAUUCAACCUAUCCACUGAACAACUCCAUCAAUCACCCGAGAAGACAAAGUCAAUGCCUGUGAAGAAGAAGCAGACCCAAGAACGUCGACGCUCGACGCGUAUACAGCACCAGGAGGAAGAAAAAAGACAAGAAGAUCAGAAAAAGAGAACUAAUCUUAAAGAUUUAUUGAAAAGAAGUAACUCAUCAACUACAGCAACAGCUCCUUCCAAAGGGUCAAAAAGUUCAUCAAUUGAGCAAGAUGGAGACUUUGUGUUCAAGAGAACUGGCUCAUCUCAACCCGUAACUAAUGUGGAGAAACAAAAGAAGCCAACCUCAAAGAAAUCAACAACAAAGAAAGACACUAAAAAGCAAAUAAGAAGACUGAAUCCUGAAGAUGUCACCAUAACACCACAAAGAAAUGGGCCACCUAAAAAGAAGAGUCGAAAAGCACAGAGGGAUGACCAUUAUGAAGAACAUUCAACAUCUUUUCAAAUAUCGCUACCAAUAUCAGACACACCAAUUAUACGGAGAAAUCAAAAGUUAAGAAAAGAGAAUGAAAACGGUAUAAGGAGAUCCUCAUUAGGUAACAGGGGUAAAAGAGUUUCGUCAAUUGGUAAUGGAUUUUCAGCUGUUCCUCAUGAUAAAGUACCCACUAAUGAAUUUUAUAAACAUUUGGAUUCUGAUUUACCGGAUCCUCACAAAAUGAGACAAUUAUUAACAUGGGUUGCCAAAAGAGUGUUUGAUGAUGAUAAAAAUAAACAUAUCAAACGUAAAAAUAAAUUACCUACAGAGGAAAUUACAGCUUUGAAUAUUGCCAAAGUCAUCAAAGAAGAAUUAGUCAAAGAUUUAAGUGAUGGUAAAAUCAAUAUAAGUUGGUGGAAUAGACCUGAUGAAGAUGAUGAGGAUGAUACAAAUAAUGAUGAGAACAAAUUAGAGAAAACAUUAGUACCCAAUGAGAAAAAUGUUAAAAAUGCUAAAGUUUUGAAUGAAUUGAAAGAAAAAUUAGAGAUUUUGAAAAAAGAUACAUCAAAUUGGGAGAAAUACAUUAAUAAAAAGAUUGAUAUACCCACAGCCUCAAAUGAUUUAGAUUCAGCCCCAACAAUGACUAAUGAUGAACUUUGUAAGAAAAUCAUUGAUUCUUCUACAAUUUCAGAAAUUUCUUCAAUUGAAAACUCAACAUUUAAUGAUUUGAAUAAUAAUCUUGAAAAAUCAUUAGACAAUUUUAAUGAUUUUAUACAUACCCUGAAAUCAUCGUCUUCAAUUAGAUCAAGGUUUGUAAAAUUCAAAUCAAAACAAUUGGCUGAAAUAUUGGAUCAAACAUUUGAUGAUGAUACUAUAGAAUUGAUCAAGAAUAAUGAAGUUAAUAAAGAUGUUGAUACGCAUCAAUUGUUGAAAGGUAUUUCAAGGCUUGAUAAAUAG
Molecule: messenger RNA, 1401 nt
Organism: Hansenula anomala
Lineage: Eukaryota; Fungi; Ascomycota; Saccharomycetes; Phaffomycetales; Wickerhamomycetaceae
Product: MIND complex subunit DSN1
Exons: 1
Coding region: 55-1401 (448 amino acids)
Biological process (GO): mitotic sister chromatid segregation; cell division
Cellular component (GO): MIS12/MIND type complex
Source: RefSeq, a predicted model, not a curated record